Messenger RNA from Colletotrichum lupini, 192 nucleotides. RefSeq lists its product as uncharacterized. The annotation marks the transcript as partial. The record is from RefSeq and is a predicted model, not a curated record. Lineage: Eukaryota; Fungi; Ascomycota; Sordariomycetes; Glomerellales; Glomerellaceae. The transcript has a single exon.
GGUCUCGUGAGGUUUGUGUUGUUGGUUUGUCGGUGGAGGGGGGAAGGAAGGUUAGAUAAAAGAGGGUUUCGUUGCGUCAGUUUUUGGGAGGCGGCUGUUCAAAGAGACAGAGGGGGGGCCCUGAAUGUCUUUGUGGCUGGUGCGUGGGCUGGUCGGCAAAUGACAGGUAUGGAAGUCGAUGGACUGGCAUAG